This is a messenger RNA of Aspergillus bombycis, 981 nucleotides long. RefSeq names its product DUF3632 domain-containing protein. The transcript has 2 exons. The coding region runs from base 1 to 981 and encodes 326 amino acids. The record is from RefSeq and is a predicted model, not a curated record. Lineage: Eukaryota; Fungi; Ascomycota; Eurotiomycetes; Eurotiales; Aspergillaceae.
AUGGCCGACUGUCCCAGUGGAAACUGCAGUGUGCGAGUUCUUACCCGCGAACAAAAGCGUCAAGAAUUCGAAUACGACCCCGCCAAUCCCCAGGAGACCUGGCAAGACUUCCGAUGGAGAAUACUCAACAUCAGUCACGGAUACCUUGAAGGUCAUUGGGACAUGCCGUUUGUUGAACAGGGCUUGCACGACUUGUGGGACGAGCUCAUCCACGUAGCAAAAAGACACCCUGCGGGCAGUGCCGAACAUGACCGACUUGUGACACUGAUUCUGGACGUUCAACAGUGCGGGCCCAUCGAGCGCAAGAAAAAGGACGCCCCUGCCGAUGCGGAACCAGAACCGGUAGUCUUGCCCAAUGGGCAGCGCCUGUGGAGUGAUCUGCCCUAUCUUGUUCAGGAGUUUCAGGAUGCCUGGAUGAAGGAGUCCAUGGGUUAUACGGCAGCGCAGCGAGAGGGAGUAGCGGCGCUCACGGCUAGACUCUGUGCUGUUGGAGUUUUCCCGUCCGAGCUGGGCCGUUGCGCGCUGUGGCUGUUCAAGGAGACGUUUGAGACGGAGAGACCCUUAACGCGGGCCGAGGGAGAGCGACCAAGCUUCAAGCUGGUCACAUUCACAGUAACAAAUCAUGACUACCCACCUCCAUCUAUGGGUGAUGACGUCCAAGCUUCAACUGCACCGGGAGACCUCGCUCCCCGGUCUGAGUUCCCCUGCAGUGGCUUCAGUAUUCCCCGAUGGGUCUUCUGGAGGCGACGCUACAAACACUUUUAUCAUUGUGGCAACGAACAGAUUGCCAAGCUGGCCAGGGCUUGCUUUGAAGAGGCGGUGUUUAAAGGGGCGAGGAUGGGCAUUGAACUCCCUGGCGAGAAAAUAUUUCUCGUCAGGAUCUUUGAAGCUCUUGAUCUGGAGAUGGCCGCACGAGGCAUGCCAGGGAGUGUGGAUCCUGAAGACAUUGAGAUUGACAUGGAUUGGGCCGAGGAGGAUUGA